CGACCUCGCCUGAUCCUUCCCAUCCUGGCCUUGGGCACCGAUGGCUUCUUAUCAAGGCACUUCAUAUUUUCCGCAGAGGCGGAGAAGUAGAUUGCGGCCGAGCAGAGAAAAGAGAGAUACAGUGCUCAUCUCGCAGUACUUUCAUGGUUUCGUAUAAUUUGUGAGAAGCAGAGAAACCGGAAGAUAAACUUGUAGAAAGUCUGGGACUCGCAAUUAUUACUUCCACAGUAUGUUGUUCGGAGGGUCAUUGAACGAACUUUGGCGGGAAAACGGGCAUGGUGGGUGGGCCACUGUUUUUGCUUUGAUUGUGAUAUUGGUUUGGCACUGUUACAAGAGGUUCCCCUUUAUAUUCUCGAGUUCCAAUCUGACCCUGUCUGAUUCUGGCGCUAAGAUUAAUCCGCAAUUAAAAAUGUCGGAGAUUGUGUCAGAUGCUGAUUUAAAGUUCCUAAUUGAAAAUUUGGAUCAGGAGCACCAUGAUAAUGAGAAGUGGGAACAUGUCAUAGACAAAAGAAAUACUGUUCUGUCCUACAAUGCUAAAUGUUGCAAGCCUAAGGAUGGUCCCCUGAAGUACUUGAGUGAAACAGUAUUUGAGAACUGUUCUCCUGAGAUGUUAAGAGACUUCUACAUGGACAAUGAUUACAGAAAGAAGUGGGACAAGACCCUGGUUGAGCAUGAGCAGCUGCAGGUGGAUCGAACUAAUGGGGUUGAAAUCGGUUGCACUAUAAAAAAGUUUCCACUCUUAACACCUAGGGAAUACAUAUUAGCUUGGAGAUUAUGGGAGGGGAAAGAUAGAACUUUCUACUGUUUUAUUAAGGAAUGUGAACAUCCUUCCACACCACGACAGAAGAAGUAUGUACGUGCUCGAUUUUUCAGAUCAGGUUGGCGAAUCAGGAAAGUACCUGGUAGAAAUGCUUGUGAGAUCAAAAUGUUUCACCAAGAAGAUGCUGGUUUGAAUGUCAAUAUAGCUAAGCUGGCCUUUGCUAAGGGGAUAUGGAGUUAUGUGUGUAAUAUGGAUAAUGCACUGCUCAAAUACUCUGCUGUCAGCCAUCCUCAUUCCGCUGUCACUGCAGUCACUUUAAUUCAGAAGGUUCCACCAGCAUUAGAUACCGUGGAAGGUAUUACCUCUCCAGCAACUGCUUUUCAUAGACAAAUUACCAAUGAACCUAAAGAGAAGAAGUUCAUAAGAAGACCAUCAAGAAAGUUUCUGGCAAAUGGUUUGCUCUUUGUUGGAGGUGCAAUCUGCCUGUCUCGUGGUCACACUAGCCUGGGCGCUAAAGUUGCCAUGGCAUACAUCUUGGCAAAGCUAAGUAAGCGUGGGAACACAUCAGACCAAAGCAGGGAAAGUUGAGGUACAUGACCUUGAUGCAUCAUUACUGAUAUUGGACAGCGUAGUAUAGUUUAUAAUAUUGUUUGUUGUAGCUUGGCACCUAACUUAUGUGCCAUUUGUGGAAUGUUUGUCUGCCUUUACCUCUGUGCAGAUGAGGGAAUAAAGAAGGUUAAAAGACAAAGGGAGCGGGUGGGGUUGUAAAAUAAUUUUGUUUUGUUAUUUUCCUAUGUUAUGUUUUCAAGUUUUGUAAAUAAACUCAGUACUUUCAUGUUACAUACAUCUUGAUGUUGUGUACAAAAUAAGAAACUGAUCUAGUCAAUGAAACGUUAUAGAAACUCAAAUUUUAUCAA
Molecule: messenger RNA, 1677 nt
Organism: Carya illinoinensis
Lineage: Eukaryota; Viridiplantae; Streptophyta; Magnoliopsida; Fagales; Juglandaceae
Product: phosphatidylcholine transfer protein-like
Exons: 6
Coding region: 230-1348 (372 amino acids)
Molecular function (GO): lipid binding
Source: RefSeq, a predicted model, not a curated record